AUGAGUAACUCAAUAUUCCAUAAGAUUAUAAAAAGUGUCAAAGGGCUGAAGCUAAAGACGGACCCCAAUUUACCAGGUGCCAAACAAAAGACGCCAUUAAACAUAAAAAGGUUUUAUUUAUUAAUAAUAUUAGUUAUAUAUACAGCGACCUCAUCGUGCAUAUAUUUUGAUUGGAGUGCUAUAAGAAAUUUAUUAUUACAUGUUGGAAAAUAUAAACAUUUAAAUGUAGAUGAAUAUAGUGAUAUGACUUUAUCUCCUCAAUAUAAACGAAUUAAUGGAUUAUAUCCUCUAACUUUAGCAAUACAUUUUACUACAUCCGUUUUUUGUGGUUUUCUUUAUGAUCAUAUAGGUCCAAAGUUUACAGCAAUAAUAGGGCAGUUAUUUAAUAUUAUUUGUUGGGUUUUAUUAUCAAUAGAUAUAAAAAGUGUAGAUACAACUUUAUGGGGUUUUAUAUUUUUAGGUUUAGGGGCUGAUACAGCUUUUAUACCAGUAUUAACAGUUUCAAAUUUGUAUCCUGAUGCAUCUACAUUUAUUUUGACCGUUAUAGGAGCUGCAGCAUCAUUAAGUUAUGCAGUACCAGCAACAUUAAAUUUAGUUUUGAAAUAUUUUCCAAAUCUUUCUUUUAGUUUUAUUUGUUAUGGAUAUAUUAUACUUAUUUUAAUACCUUGCUUAUUAACGGCAGCAUUUUUAUUACCUUUAAAACCUUUCAAAGCUUUAGAUUACUAUUUAGAAAAAAAUAAUGAAACAACAAAACAUACCAAUGCUGAAGGUAGAAGUAGAACUUCAAAUAAUAUUAAUACAAAUGAAGAGGAUGAAUUUCAAUUUAAAAAUAAUGCAAGCGGAAUGGUAGAUAAAGAUAGUACAGAAAAUAAUAUGAACACUGAUGGACAUAAUUAUUACAAUAAUGGUAAUAUAUCUUCAAACGAUUUGGAAAAUAAUAUACAAACUAACAACAGAAAUAACAACAAUAAUAAUAAUCACAAUAAUAAUAAUAUUAUAAAAAAAAAUACAAAAAUUAGUGAUCAAAGUACAGUAAAAAAAGAUAAAUCUAUAGAUUCUAAUAAAAAUAUAUCACAUGAUGAAGAAGAAUUCCAUAAAAAAAGUAUAUUCCUCUUUUUUAAAAUCUUAAUUAGUUAUCCAAGUGUAUGUGUUAUCACAUAUUUUAUACUUUUUAAUAUAUCCACUGUAUUUUAUGGUAUGGUUACUGAUACAUAUUUUAGUUAUGAUAGAUCAAUUAUAAAUGUAAUUAAUAUCCUUAUGCCCUUAUCUAGUAUCCCAUGUGUUAUUUUUGGAAGAUUCAUGAAUAAAUAUGGAGCUUCUGUCAUUAUUCUUACUAUUAAUACCUUAUCAAUUCUUAUGCAUCUAAGUGCUUUAAUCAAAUUUAGAUUUGCUGGUUUAUGUUCAGCUUUCUUAUAUAUGUGUGUUACAAGUGUUUAUACUAGCCAAAUCUAUUGUUUUAUUCAAAACAGUUUCCCAUCUAUAGUUUUUGGAAAAUUAUUAGGAUUCGCUAGCUUGUGUGGAGGAAUUUUUUCCUUACUUUGUGAAAAAUUAUAUGAUUUAAUAAUAAUAAAUGACAAUUCGAGUAUUGACCCUACAAACAUUUCUUUACUCAUAGUCAUAACAUUCAUUAUUAUGUUCUUACCUUUAAUUGUUUUGUACGUGCGAAAAUAUGAAAGAUCCAUAGAAAAUUUUGGAGAAAAGGAUAAAAUCCCAAUGAAUUGA
Messenger RNA from Plasmodium reichenowi, 1722 nucleotides. Its product is annotated as putative transporter 1. Lineage: Eukaryota; Apicomplexa; Aconoidasida; Haemosporida; Plasmodiidae. The record is from RefSeq and is a predicted model, not a curated record. The transcript has a single exon. Bases 1 to 1722 code for a protein of 573 amino acids.